Messenger RNA from Dinoponera quadriceps, 900 nucleotides. RefSeq lists its product as uncharacterized. Lineage: Eukaryota; Metazoa; Arthropoda; Insecta; Hymenoptera; Formicidae. Gene Ontology annotation, molecular function: odorant binding; olfactory receptor activity. The transcript is spliced from 3 exons. Gene Ontology annotation, cellular component: plasma membrane. Bases 1 to 900 code for a protein of 299 amino acids. The record is from RefSeq and is a predicted model, not a curated record. Gene Ontology annotation, biological process: detection of chemical stimulus involved in sensory perception of smell; sensory perception of smell.
AUGGCAGAGCAGUCAAGAUCAGACAUAGAAUAUAAUCGAAGAGCGGUGAAUACUGAAAGUCUUCACACUGGACGUACGCCGGCCGAAAUAAUUGAGUUAUUCAAAUAUCCGAUAUUGACAGUUUACGAAGUUUCCACUAAAUAUUUAAAAUGGGCGAUUGGUCUCAACCGCUGUAUGUUGAAAAUUAUCGGUUUGUGGCCGCCAGAUAGCAACGAUAUGCGGGAACUAUUGUCUUCGAAACUCCGACGGUUAUUUAAUAUUACCUUACUGAUUUUUGUACUUACGGUACCGGCUUUAAUGUCACUUAUUAGAGUAUGGGGCGACAUGAUGCUGGUAAUAGACAAUUUGCAAUAUACCUUACCUCUGUUGAUAACAAUAUUGAAAGUGUCUAUUAUGUGGGGCAAAAAGGAAGCCUUAAUGCCGUUAAUUAACAUGAUCACGAAGGACUGGGUAAAAACAAAAAUUGAAGAGGAACGAAACGUUAUGCUACAACAAGCUAGAGUCAGUCGCAUAUUCGUUAUGUGUGGUGGACUCAUGAUACUUUCAACAUUGAUUUUUGGUCUCGUUCUUCCAUGUUUUGGAUUGACAUUCAGACACGUGACGAAUUUGACCGAUCCUGGAAAACCCUUGCCGAUACAAUCGUACUACAUAUACGAUAUAUCUAAAAGUCCACAGUUCGAACUGACGCUUCUGGUACAAGGGAUCGGACUGACAUUGUCGGGUCUUACUUACACUGGGGUAGACACAUUCCUUGGAUUAUUAAUUUUACAUAUAUGUGGCCAGAUGGAGAAUCUGCACACGCGUUUAGCAAAUUUGGGAAAGAACACAAAUUAUAAAGUGGCUUUAAAAUAUAAUAUCAAGGAUCAUGUCCGCUUAAUCAGGUUAUUAAAAAAAAAAUGA